Molecule: messenger RNA, 2295 nt
Organism: Manihot esculenta (cassava)
Lineage: Eukaryota; Viridiplantae; Streptophyta; Magnoliopsida; Malpighiales; Euphorbiaceae
Product: exocyst complex component EXO70I
Exons: 1
Coding region: 191-2179 (662 amino acids)
Biological process (GO): exocytosis
Cellular component (GO): exocyst
Molecular function (GO): phosphatidylinositol-4,5-bisphosphate binding
Source: RefSeq, a predicted model, not a curated record
AGAAUUGAGAGAUAUCUGUUUUGCAAGUGAGGUUUGGUUUGAAUAUGGUUACUCAUCCCUUUACUCAGUUGGGUGAGUUUGGUAAAGAAAACAAAUGAGUGACAAACAAGAAAAAAUUCUCAGGAUCUCCUCUAGCUUUAUAUAAAUUCACAAUCAUCAUGAUUCUCUCUAGCAUGACAAGCUCUUGAAAAUGGCUGACCUCACUGAAAUUGAUCAUCUUGCUUCUGCUAGGAUGUUCCUGAAAACCAGCUUAGAAAAUUCAAGAGCUAUUUCCUCUGCUCUAGAUAAAACUGGGCAAAGAUUGGAGAAGAUAAACCAGACAUUGCCUUCCUUGAUGGGUUCCGCUGCUCCACUGUCCACAUUUUCUGCAAUUAAAGACCAGAUUGAUCAUGGGAUUGGCCCUGCCAUGGCAGUUAUAAAGGUAUACAAUGCCAUUCAGGAGCUUGAACGGUCAAUCUUAUUGUACAAUCCAGGCUCUGAUCUUUCUGCUUAUCUCUUGCUCGUUAAAAAGCUUGAACAAGGAUUAAAAUUUCUGGCUAGUAAUUGUGGGCUGGCAAUUCAAUGGUUAGAGGGUAUUCUUCAGUUUCUUGAAGAUAAUAUGGUUUCCAAUGAUUUUUAUGCCUUGAAAGUUAGUAUGUGUUUAAAUCUUCUGCAAAAGUUGCAAGGAAGUGAAGAACAAGCUAAGCUCAGUGGAGGAAUUCUCUGUGCUGCAUUUUGCAAACUUGAAAUUGAAUUCAAGCAGCUUCUUGCAGAAAAUUCCAGUCCUGCUGCUUUCCCUUUUUUCGUUGGAAAACAAGCCUGUAUUGCUUCAUCACCUUUGCCUGUUGCUGUUUUGAAGAAGCUUCAGGCCAUUAUUGGUACACUAAAUGCCAGUAACAGGCUUGAGAAAUGCGUAUCAGUUUUCGUGCAAGUUCGGAGUAUGAAUGCAAGAAAAAGUUUAGAAGCUCUUGAUUUGAAUUAUCUUGAAAAGUCAGUGACAGAACUUGAUGAUGUGCAAGAGAUAGAAAGCUUCAUAAAUCAAUGGUGCAAUCAUUUGGAGUCUGCUGUGAAGAAUAUUUAUGAAGUUGAGUACAAGCUCUGCAAUGAAGUUUUCCAAGAGAUUGAAUCAGAUAUUUGGAUGGGUUGUUUUUCCAAGAUUGCUAAACAAUCUGGGAUUCUUUCUUUCCUCCGAUUUGGAGCAAGAGUAGCAGAAUGCAAGAAAGAUCCUGUCAAGCUCUUGAAGCUAUUAGACAUGUUUGAGUGUCUUGAAAACUUGAGAGCAGACUUCAACAGGCUUUUCAAAGGUGAAGACUCUGCUGAAAUCCAAAACCUGACAAGGGACCUCAUCAGGAAAAUUGUCUGUGGUGCUAGUGAGAUUUUCUGGGAAUUUCCAUUUCAAGUGAAGCAUGAAAGAGGAAGUUCUUCUCCUUCAGAUGGAGGUGUUCCCAGGCUAGUAAGCUUUGUAACAGACUACUGUAAUCUUCUUCUCGGCGAGGAUUACAAGCCAUUACUGAUCAAGAUUCUAACAAUUCAUCAAAGCUGGAAAAAUGAGGAGUACAAGGAGACACUUAUUACAAACCAGAUACAUUGCAUAAUAAAGGAAAUUGGUUUAAACUUAGACACAUGGUCGAAAGGCUACGACGAUCUGUCGCUCUCCUAUCUUUUCAUGAUGAAUAACCAUUUCCAUUUCUGCAAUUUGAGAGGAACAGAAGUUGGAGAAUUGAUGGGUGAAUCAUGGGUCAGAGGUCAUGAGCAGUACAAGGACUAUUUCAUGACACUUUACUUGGGAGAAACAUGGGGGAAGAUUGUUUCUCUUCUUAGCCAAGACCAGGAAGAUUCAGACUCACCUGCAAGUGUUUCUGUGAAGAAGAGGCGGCUCAAAGAGUUCAAUGAAGCACUGGAUGAAAUGUAUGAGAAGCAAUCUAAAUGGGUUGUCCCCAGUGAGAAGUUGAGGUUAAAGAUUUGCAGAGUGGCUGUGCAGGCUUUUGUGCCUGUUUAUAAGAGUUUCUUGCAGAGUUUAAGCAUUACAGAACAGCAAGAGGUGAAAUAUACAGCACAAGGCUUGGAGAGUAUGCUUAGCUCUCUGUUUCAGCCAAAGCUUAGAAUGUAUAGUACCAACAACAAACAAACUCAUUGGAUUGAUGAAGUGAAAAAUAUUGAGAAAAAUCACUUUCAUCAAUUUACUCUUAUGGCUGUGUAGCUCUUUCUGUUUCUUGUUUUAGUUUUAUAUAUUCAAAUUAAUUGCAAAGCUUACCAGAUGAGUAGAAUAGCAAUUAGAAUAAAAUGAAAAAGAUUUAGAAAUUUAAUUUUACCAAU